AUGUCACAAGCAACAGCCACAAAAGAAAAACGAGUUAUUCACUUCGAAGGAACUUAUUUGAGUCAUGUCGGAGAGAAAUCAUUUGUUUCCCCUUUUUCUUCGAAUGUUGUUGAACCAACUGGAGAAAUAGAAACUCAACCUUCUUCGAAACUCGUCGUGAAUGCCCCUUUCGAUCGGAUGAACACCUAUUAUUUCAAGAUUAUCAACACUGGAGAGCAUCGAAUUGGCGUCGGGAUAAAGACAAAUAAUCGGAAUAGAUUUGAAGUUGAACAAAAGUUUGCAGUCAUUGAUCCAAAUGAAUCAAUUCUUGCUUCUAUGAAAAGUUCACCAUUUCCUCAGGAUUCUGAGGAGGAAAGUGUUGAUAAAAUCAAAAUCGGUUGGAUUAAUGCACCAGUUGGAGCUGGAAGAGAGUUUAAACGAGAGUGGUUUCGAGGAGAUACGGUUGUCCAAAAUAGAAGUUUAUUCAUUGAAUAUAACAAGUGA
Caenorhabditis remanei is the source of this 483-nucleotide messenger RNA. RefSeq lists its product as uncharacterized. Bases 1 to 483 code for a protein of 160 amino acids. Lineage: Eukaryota; Metazoa; Nematoda; Chromadorea; Rhabditida; Rhabditidae. The record is from RefSeq and is a predicted model, not a curated record. The transcript has a single exon.